Messenger RNA from Klebsormidium nitens, 1770 nucleotides. The record is from the annotation of a GenBank genome assembly. Lineage: Eukaryota; Viridiplantae; Streptophyta; Klebsormidiophyceae; Klebsormidiales; Klebsormidiaceae.
GCACUCACGAACAGGACACACAGCAUUAAUUUUUGGGCAUACCGUACCGCAAUAUCAAAACGGCCUGCAAGUGGCCGUAUACAGUUGCGCUCAGUCUGCGCCAAAUCCAAUCCCUGUCACCCACGCUGCAUGAUCACCUUCGUUCGGUCCAGGUUCGCCCUGCAUUGCUCAAUACUCGCACUCACAAGAGACAAGAGCGGCCUUCUGCCUAUCUGCACCGCAAUUUUGUAGCUCAUGAGUCACACCUCGUCAAAUGGAGCACGUCCGUCUUUGAGGCGCCAAUUUUGUGUUUCCUUUUCUGCCCUUGUCACUGCCCAGCCUCCACCGAAUCUCUCCCGUGCUAUGGUAUUGGUAUCGCCCCGCCGCCAGCGCUCCUUCAUCCGCAGCUUCGCACUUCUGCCCUAUGGAGGUGUCAGAAUGCAGCAGCCUGCAGGGCACAUCCGCCAGAAUGAGCAGCCCUCGCGCGCGGAAGGUAUCAAAUCUCCUUGCCGGAGAUGACACCAUCCCUUGCAGCACAAGCGGUGUUGAAGGGGAUCAUCAGCUGCUCAGGAGAUUUGAGGCCACUUUGGACUUGCGGCCAUCUGCGUUCUACCUCAAGAGGAGGGCCAUGCUGCUCUCCUGGCUCCUUGAGCUGCAAGGAGAGCUGGGGUUUGGAUCCACGACUGUACAUUCGUGUGUGUUAAUGAUGGAUCGCUUCGCAUCAUCAGUCAAUGUCCCGGAGUCCUUACUGCAGCUGCUUCUGGCGGCAUGCCUGUACAUAGCAGUCAAAAUCGAGGAUGAGGAGCGACCCAUGUCCUUGGCUACCCUCAGCGACCUGACCAGCGACACCUUCUCACCAACCAUGAUCAGCCAAAUGGAGUCGAAGGUCCUCUCUGCUCUUGGCUGGAAACUGGCGCCGGCAACCACUGCUCGCUUCCUGGACAUCUUCCUUGAGGGAUAUGAGAAGAUGUGGGCCACCGGGUGCGCUGAAGAGGCCGACUUUCUGUUCAUGAGAGACAGGCUUGGGAAACUUGCGGACCUGUGCAUAUUAGAUCCUCACCUCCUGCAAUUCCGACCAUCGCUCCUGGCAGCCACCCUGCUUUACAUGGGCCACUCACGCAUCGUGUGUCCGAAUGGACCAUGGUCCAGUGCGCUUGUCACACUGACUGGUUACAUUGAACAAGACCUUGCUGUGUGCUACUCUUCCUUGCAAAGGCUUUGGAUGAAAAGCACAAUUUUGACACCUCAAGGGAGAAUCGAUACGAAAUCCAUGGACACUGGCGUCAGUCCACGGACUCCUCUCGAAGCCGCGGAAGCCUUAGAUAGUUGCUCUGAGUCUGGGGAUGACACCAAUACGUGGUACUAAUACAAGUGUUGAUCAGUUGUGCUCGACCAACGAGGCAGGCCACUGGUAGAGAUUCCAAUAGAUAAUCAGGUAUCCUUUUGCCAGGUCCCAACCAUGGACUUGAUGUUCUUAAGGAAGCAGUCAAUCGGUCAUAAUGUGAUUCUUCUUCGCAAACAGUUCAGGUUCUAGAGUUUGUCAGGUCGACUUUGAAGAUGAGUUGAAAGUUCUAAGCAAAUGAGCAGUGUAGGCGUCUAAUCCAGAGGAGUACUCUGGUCCCCUUUGUUAGGAGGAAUCCGAGCUAUUUAGACCAGAAUGUCCAGUAUCCCUUGUGAAGGUGUUGUUUACAACGAAUCCAAAUCAAUGAAGUGCGCUGCUGGCAUGUUGUAGCCUGUUUCCAGGAGUUGCUAAAGAGGAUCGGAGCAUUGAAUGUUUCCAAGCAGUCAGAU